AUGCAAACUACAGUAGUCGAUGAGAGUAGUCUGAAUAUUCCAAUAACUAUUCUAGUCGAACCUCAUAAUCCAAAUAAAGUUAGUUUGUAAAGGGGCGUGGCCUAAAUAUGCAACUGCCGCGCACAGUUUUUGCGUUCUCAAAACAACUUUGGUUAACAUUUUCGAGAAUCUCAAAAAAAACUGUGUGCAUAUUUAGACCACGCCCACUCCUACAGUACUCAAUAUUUCCAGCCAAGACCAAUCUCUCGCAACUCAUCAAAUGGUGGAAAUCUCACACCAAUUGAAAAUUCCGAUGGUCUUGUGACGAAAGAUCUCGAGCCGAUUACGGUAGUCGAGAAAGAGAGUACUGUAGGUGGUGACGUGGAUUGCCCAUUCAAAAUUCAUGGUUGUCAUAAGAGAGGUGGAGAGAUGGAUGUGAAGAGACAUGUGAGAGAUGACAGGUGAGAUAGGGGGCGGAGCCUAAUUGCCGCACGGAAAAAUGGGCGGGGCUUGUUAUUUCCCUGAAAUUUUCGGAAACAAAAAUCAAAUAUCAAAAAGCAGGAAUUCGUAA
Molecule: messenger RNA, 550 nt
Organism: Caenorhabditis angaria
Lineage: Eukaryota; Metazoa; Nematoda; Chromadorea; Rhabditida; Rhabditidae
Source: the annotation of a GenBank genome assembly